GCAGUUUCGUUUUUAUCUAAAGCUUGUCUGAAGAGUCGCUACUCGCUUUUAGCUAGAUAUGUGAAGCUCAUUUAAAACUCACGAGUGAAAGAAACAACUAAGCACUCUUCCUUUGGGAUGAGGUGAACUAAUGCUAAACCAGAAUGGCUGAUUGACUGUAAUACAAACACGGAUUAAGAGCAGUGACCAGAACUGCUAUAGGAAAUUGAGCACCAUGGCUAAAGGGAAAAAGGGUGGAACAAAGGGCAAAAAGAUUACCCUGAAAAUGGCCAAGAAAGCAAUCAGAGUGACGCCAGAGGGAAAACAACGUCUUGAUCUCAGCAACAUGGGUAUUGACACCUUUCCAAAAUGUCUCCUAAAACUGACUGACCUGGAGGAGCUGGACCUGAGCCGCAAUCAGCUAAAGAAGAUCCCAGAUUUCAUUGGCCAACUCAUUGGAGUGCUCUGGCUCGACCUGCACAGCAACUACAUUGAGCAGCUGCCGAAAAGCAUCGGACAGCUGGAAUCUUUGUGCCACCUCAACCUGUGCAACAACAGUCUGGACUCGGCCGGUUUACCCGCUGACAUUGGCAAUCUGAGGAGCCUGCAGACGCUCAACCUGGGUAUGAACCGACUCACUGCUCUUCCUCCCAGCAUGGCUGCUCUGACCAAUCUGAGAGAACUGGGCUUGUUCGACAACAUGCUCACGGUGCUCCCUGAAUGCCUCCACAUGUUGCCCAACCUUAAAAAAAUCAACACCAAACGCAACCCCAUAGCCUACGCUCAGAGAAACGGCAAAGACACAAAAGCAACCGAGGGCCUGUAUUUGGUGAGGGAGGAAGAUUUGUGUAAGCUUUGUCUGGAGAAAUGUAGGGAGGAAAGGCAGAGACAGGAAAGGAAACAGCUUUUAGGUCAGUCUCAAAGGAAAGGUAAAUUUUCAGGGCUGAUCACACCGAACUCUGUGGCACGGAGUAAUCAGGGGCACUAGAACGUCCUUAUGUUGUCCUUACUAAAGAAACUGAAGUAACUGCAUAACAUAAUAUUGGACAUGUUGUAUACUAUUUUGGCGGUUUGUGAAUAAAUAAAAAUAAAUUGUCUGAAAUUAAUCAAUCUAGUAAAUAAAUAUGGUUAAUAAAACAUUAUUA
Molecule: messenger RNA, 1124 nt
Organism: Clarias gariepinus (North African catfish)
Lineage: Eukaryota; Metazoa; Chordata; Actinopteri; Siluriformes; Clariidae
Gene: lrrc18a
Product: leucine rich repeat containing 18a
Exons: 2
Coding region: 215-967 (250 amino acids)
Molecular function (GO): protein binding
Source: RefSeq, a predicted model, not a curated record